AUGACUCUUGGAUAUCCGCUAGACUACGCCAGUCGCGCAGACACAUACUAUUUGGCUUCCAAAGUGAAGGCCAAGCUUACAAAAGAGGCUGUGAGCCACGACGUAAACCUACACCGCCUGGUGUGCCAGGCAAACUUGCUGGACAACCUGAUCGACAGACUUAACGCCAAGGAACACGAAAGAGGUCGUCGCGUGUCGUUUGAAAACAUACAGGACGAGAGACACGUCCGGGUGGUGGAGUCGCAGAAACCCGAGCUCACGCGCGUGGACGAGGAGUACAGCGACAGCGACAGCGAUGACAGUGAUUCUGAGGAGGAUUACGAGUUUUACGAAGUUGACGACGAGGACGAUGAGAGCGAGUCUUUUUACAUGAAUCACGACAUAAACGGAUCUACAGUGACAAUCACGACCAAGAGUCUGGAUCUUGAAGAGGAGGACGACAUGCCUUCCCUAACCGUGAGCUCCAGCGAGAGCGAUUCGGAGUCGGACUACGACAGCGACCACGAAAUCGAGCACGCGCACGUCCAACACGUGGAACACGCGGAUCCAUCCAAAGUGGAGGCGGCGCGCAACCUGAUGAGCCUGAGACGCGGUCUUAUUGAGUGCAUGUAA
Messenger RNA from Ogataea philodendri, 612 nucleotides. RefSeq lists its product as uncharacterized. NCBI's taxonomy places the organism in Eukaryota, Fungi, Ascomycota, Pichiomycetes, Pichiales, Pichiaceae. The coding region runs from base 1 to 612 and encodes 203 amino acids. The transcript has a single exon. The record is from RefSeq and is a predicted model, not a curated record.